Molecule: messenger RNA, 537 nt
Organism: Perognathus longimembris pacificus (Pacific pocket mouse)
Lineage: Eukaryota; Metazoa; Chordata; Mammalia; Rodentia; Heteromyidae
Product: proline-rich protein 2-like
Exons: 1
Coding region: 1-537 (178 amino acids)
Source: RefSeq, a predicted model, not a curated record
AUGCCGGGCCAGGCGGUAUUGGUGAGCACAGCCCGAAGCUACUUCGGUUUGCUGACCUGCCAAAUAAAUCCAUUUUUCCUUACCCUAAGACGUGUCUUCAACUUCCUGGCCCUCUCCAGUGGUGAAGAGCAACGUGGGUUUGUGCCCAGGGGCUGCCCCCGGCCCCUGGCCCCCGUGCCUCCCCCGGCCCCUGGCCCCCGUGCCUCCCCCGGCCCCUGGCCCCCGUGCCUCCCCCGGCCCCUGGCCCCCGUGCCUCCCCCGGCCCCUGGCCCCCGUGCCUCCCCCGGCCCCUGGCCCCCGUGCCUCCCCCGGCCCCUGGCCCCCGUGCCUCCCCCGGCCCCUGGCCCCCGUGCCUCCCCCGGCCCCUGGCCCCCGUGCCUCCCCCGGCCCCUGGCCCCCGUGCCUCCCUCGGCCCCUGGCCCCCGUGCCUCCCUCGGCCCCUGGCCCCCGUGCCUCCCUCGGCCCCUGGCCCCCGUGCCUCCCUCGGCCCCUGGCCCCCGUGCCUCCCUCGGCCCCUGGCCCCCGUGCCUCCCGUAG